UUUGGGACACUGCGAGUGGUAACGGCGCAGCGUAGCUAGUUGGCAUUUGAAACGCCUCUUUGGUCGUGGCUGACACAAAUAACAAAGCACAGGCAUAAAUCUAUUUUCAGCAGCCUUGUGCAUUUGAUAGUACCGCCGACUUUAGCGCGCUAGUGCUGAAUUGUCGACUUUGAGGAAGCGUGCUUCAGCAAACUUCUGGCUAAUCUUAGUGCGCCAGCCAGAUAUAGCUGUAAAAACAACGUAGUCAAGGUUUGUAAUGUUACGGUAGAUGGUAGGAUCGGAACCCAGGAACAAUAUUCUGAGUUACGCGGGCCCCUUGCUGUGCUUCCGCCCCUUUGCUGAUCAGCGCAAAUCAGACCAGAGGCCACAGGUAUCUUACCAGCUUCUGUGGGAUUUGAUGUCGCCUCUAGUUCGGGUCAACUGAAAAUGGACACACUGGAGUCGGAGCUGACCUGCCCAAUCUGCCUGGAAUUGUUUGAAGACCCACUGCUCCUGCCCUGCGCUCACAGCCUGUGCUUCAACUGCGCCCACCGCAUCCUGGUGUCCCACUGCUCCACCAACGAACCCAUCGAGUCCAUCUCCGCCUUCCAGUGCCCCACCUGCCGCUACGUCAUCACGCUGAACCACCGCGGCCUGGAGGGCCUCAAGCGCAAUGUGACGCUGCAGAACAUCAUCGACCGCUUCCAGAAGGCCUCCCUGAGCGGGCCAAACUCGCCGACCGAGAGCCGGCGCCUGCAGCGCCCCCACAGCAGCGGAGGAGGUACCGCGCGAGGAAGCCCGGCCUACGCCAUGUCGCUGGAGCAGCGCGUGGGCUGCCAGUUCUGCGAGCAGGACCCGCCGCGAGAGGCGGUCAAGACCUGCGUCACGUGCGAGGUGUCGUACUGCGACCGCUGCCUGCGCGCCACGCACCCCAACAAGAAGCCCUUCACCGGGCACCGGCUGGUGGAGCCCGUGCCCGACGCACACCUGCGCGGCCUCACCUGCCUGGAGCACGAGAACGAGAAGGUGAACAUGUACUGCGUGGUGGACGACCAGCUCAUCUGCGCCCUCUGCAAGCUGGUGGGCCGCCACCGGGAGCACCAGGUGUCCUCUCUGAGCGAGCGCUUCGACAAGCUCAAGGCCUAUCAAGUGAGCCCCGGCAGACUAUCUGAAGCGGUUAUCAUGGAGGCAUCAAAGACAAACGUCGCGCAAACCCUGGAGAACAACCUGACCAACCUGGUGAAGAGGAACAGCGAGCUGGAGGGCCAGAUGGCCAAGCUCAUCCAGAUCUGUCAGCAAGUGGAGGUGAACACGGCCAUGCAUGAAGCCAAGCUGGUGGAGGAGUGUGAUGAGCUGGUGGAGAUCAUCCGUCAGAGGAAGCAAAUCAUCGCUGUCAAGAUCAAGGAGUCUAAGGUGAUGAAACUGAGGAAACUGGCCCAGCAGAUCGCCAACUGCCGACAGUGCCUGGAGCGUUCCAGCGUCCUCAUCACGCAGGCCGAACACAGCCUGAAGGAGAACGACCACGCCCGCUUCCUGCAGACCGCCAGGAAUGUUGCGGAGAGGGUCGCCAUGGCUACGGCGUCCUCACAGGUCCUGAUUCCGGACGUCAAUCUGAACGAGGCCUUCGACACCUUCGCCCUGGACUUUUCGCGGGAGAAGAAGAUUCUGGAGGGGCUGGAUUACCUCACAGCCCCGAACCCACCAUCCAUACGAGAAGAGCUCUGCACAGCCUCGCACGACACCAUCACGGUCCACUGGACCUCCGAGGACGAAUUCAGCGUCACCUCCUAUGAGCUGCAGUACACCAUCUACACUGGCCAGGCCAACUUCAUCAGCCUGUAUAACUCUGUGGACAGCUGGAUGAUCGUGCCCAACAUCAAGCAGAACCACUACACAGUCCAUGGGCUGCAGAGCGGGACCCGGUACGUCUUCUUCGUCAAGGCCAUCAACCAGGCAGGGAGCCGCAACAGCGAGCCGGCGCGGCUCAAGACCAACAGUCAACCUUUCAAGCUGGACCCGAAGACGGCCCACAAGAAGCUGCGGCUGUCCAACGACUGCCUGACCAUGGAGAAGGACGAGAGCUCUCUGAAGAAGAGCCACACGCCCGAGAGGUUCAGCGGCACCGGCUCGUACGGAGCCGCCGGGAACGUCUUCAUUGAUAGCGGCUGCCACUACUGGGAAGUGCUGCUGGGCGCCUCCACCUGGUAUGCGGUCGGUGUGGCCUACAAGUCGGCCCCCAAGAACGAGUGGAGCGGCAAGAACUCAUCCUCCUGGGUGUUCUCGCGCUGCAACAACAACUUCAUGGUGCGGCACAACGGCAAGGAGAUGCUGGUGGAAGCCAGCCCCCAGCUGCGGCGUCUGGGCGUGCUGCUAGACUACGACAACAACAGCCUGUCCUUCUACGACGCCAUGAACUCGCAGCACCUGCACACCUUCGAGAUCUCCUUCCUGCUGCCCGUGGCGCCCACCUUCAUGAUCUGGAACAAGUCGGUGAUGAUCCUCUCGGGGCUGCCCGUGCCGGACUUCGUGGACUGCCUGGAGCAGCAGGAGGGGCUGUGCCGGCAGCAGGAGUCGCCCUACGUUUCGGGCAUGAAGGGCUGUCACUGAGAACGCCCCGCCCGAACGCCCCUGUCCCUGUUCCCCGCGCCUCGUCCCUGUCCCUGUUCCCCGCGUGUGUCCCCCGCCGGUCCUCACGCCCGGUGUGUCGCUACGUCUCGUUUUCUCUCCUCUAUCUCUUUAUUUGGUCCCUCUCUUCGCUGCAAAAAUCAUCUGUCUUAACAAGUGUUUUGGUCUUGUAAUGAGCCUUAAAAUCAUAUUUUUUCUCUCUCAAGAAGAAAAUAUUAGCUUGUCUUAAGUUACCGCUUCCUCGGCAAGUGAAAUUGUCUUACCCCAUUGGCAAAUCUUGAAAUGAAUCAAAUUAUUGACUCACCUCAUUGGCAAUAUUUUUGCCUUAUUUAGCAAAAAAGUCAUAUAAAUUUGAUUUUAAGUCUAGAUAUGAGGCUAAAAUGCUUGUUGACACGGACUUAUUUUUUCUUUUUGGCAGAGUUUCCUCCCUCGCUCAUGCUCAUGGUUUCAUUGUGUUUCCGUAGCGCAGAUUACAGCCGUUUUACUUGCAUCAUGUGACUACUAGUCUUGUAUAAUAAGAAAUUCUAAUGAUAAUGGUUAAAAAAAAAUACAAAUUGUAAAUUAUUUAUGAAUAAUAAGUUGGUUUGCUUCUUCGUCUAUUUUAAUAUAUUCAUAAUGCACUUUUAAGAUUUAUUUCCCAAACAUGUAAAAAAUUAAAUUGGGAAAGGGUUGUAUUUCUUUGUAGUUUGGUAGUACAUAGAGGCUUUAUCUCACAUGUAAAAGGGAUAUAAAUUUGGUGUUGCUGCCAUUUUUAUUAGUGUACAUGUUAUUUACAGACCCAACUGAAAAUCCUCAGUGUGAAGCAUUUUAUUUGGAUUUGAUUUAGACUUUAUGGCAUGAUUCGGUGUUCAUCUAUUAUUUCCCUGCGCACAUGUUUUCUGUGUGCGUGUGCGUGUGUGUGUGUGUGUGUGUGUGUGUGUGCGUGCGCGCGCAUGUGUGUCUGCUUGUGUGCGCAUGUGUUUGUGUGUGUGUUUGUGUGCCAAACCAUUUUAAAUAUUUUACAGGUUCUUUAUUCUUUUAAGUGCUCGGUGUGUUUAUAUAAUCAGAAAUCCACAUGUCCUGGCUCCUCAGUGAGACCUUAGUCAUGGGGGACAGCUUUUCCCCAGCACCGAUGAUGUAUAUUACUGAUUUGGAAUGUGAGGUGGAGCUCUCUCUGGUGAAUGUUGCUAACAUUGCUAACGGCAACGGUUUUCCAUUGAAGAUUUCAUUGAAAUCACCUCUAUUUCUGGGCUGUAAUGGAAUAAUUUAUAAAUGGCCACGGAGGAGGCUUAUCCAUGACUUCUCCAUGUCCCACCUCAACGAAGACCUGUCAUUUUGUAAUCUCUUGACUCGCAUAUGAAGUACUACUCUACACGAGUAGCCAUUAUAGGUCCACCAGCCCCUUCUUAUUUUUGAGCCGUCUCGUUUUUGACUGGCCUGCACAAAAACGGCGACUGAGCGGUUGCGUGGGGUGCCUUGCGCCUCAUUAUCCCCCUUUCUUUUUGAACCUCGAAAAAUGUUUGAAAACGGAAAAUGUCACGUCACCCAGUCUUUGUUAAUUGGUUGCAGUUUUAUGAAAGUGUGGUUUGGAAAUCAUUUUCUCCAUGAUAUUCAGGGCUACAGCGGGGGUAAAAUUGAGACAAUCAGUUUUAUUAAGCGCAUCGCGCAUCGGAAAAUCACGUGGCGCACAGAGAUAAGCAGUUGACACUUAUCAUUUCUGCAGUAGGAAAUCGCAUGCAAUCUUAGCCACAUUAUCAUAAAAAGGAAAUAUUGCUUGCCUGUGUUUGAACACUGUUUCAGUCAUUUCAGAGCAUCGGGAAUCUACGUUUACGGCUGAUUCCACUGUUCCACAUGACUGUUCCGCACAUGUCAGUGGGUUAAGGAUUCACGCGGUGCACAAACUCGUGUUGUUCCGUUUUUAUCUUUUCAUUUUCCCUGGAAGAGCACAGCGUGCUUGCAGGCACUCGCCCAGUGGAUUACAAAGCAGAUGUUGCUAACCAGUAGUUUGGACUUUGACUUGAAAGCAGCGUGUAAAGUGAUAUCAGUUUACAGGAAAUUACUGCGACUGUUAAUGGGACACAAACGAGCAAGACUUUAUGCCUCCACUGUGGAGCCCUAUAGGGUUUUCAUUACUGUCACGAUCAAUCUAAAAAGGCACAGCUCACAUGACUAUAUUAGCAUUGAGCCCCAUAUAUAAGGAACAGAACACACAAUUGGCGUCCAUUUCCAUGAAUGUUGUUUAUUUAGUCUGUUGAUAAUUGUAACAGUUAGGUUUCUGUCAAUUCAGCUUAUUAUGGUGAUAUAUUGGAAACCAAACCCCUUCUCUCACUACUGAAUACAUGGCUAAACUGACAGGUACCAUUCACUUUAUGUACAGUAAAAAUACGUCUGAGUCGCUGCAUGACAAUAUCAGGUCCAAGAAGACUGUAUAUUUCUGGGAUUUUUUCUGCAUCAACAUAUUCUUUGUAUGUCUGGUUCUAAUACAUAGUACAGUCACAACAUCUGUAUUUUUGCAUAUCAGAAUUAUACUUUUUCUGCUUUAUACUGAUAAAGGAGCCAGCCAGCAAACUGGGGUAAACAGUCAUAGAUAAAAUGGACAUUCUGAGUGUGUGUUUGGUUUGUUGAAACCUCCAAACGGAUAGAUUGGCUGUUGAAAUCGAUGCCCUCCUCUCUCCCAUCUCUAUGAAGGAGUUCAAACCGCUGUGUGUCCAGCUGUGCUUGUGCUUCUGUAGCUUUGUGAAUUUAGCCAUGUGAGAAUGUAAGUCAGGACGUGUGGGGGUAAAAUACAGUAUAUUCUACAAAAUUGUAUAAUAUAUAAACUAAUGUUAUUUAUGUGAACUUGAGUCAACCUCUGAUCCCAAAAGUAACUUGAAUGAUUAUAUUUUUAUUUGAUUACUGCUACAGUAGGGUUUCUGGCAGUCUGUUGGUUUGGGCCAGAGAGUGGAGACGCUUUUGAGAGUUGGUUGUGAGCCUGGCUUUUGACACAACCCUGGCUUUCCGGCAUCCGGCGCCACAGCCACAGUUUAGUGCAAAGUGUAGACACGUCCGUCAGUCCCUGCAUAUUUUAUCAGGGCUGGCAUCAGACUCGGAUCUACAGUAGAUGUAUCAGGGCUGUCACUUGCUUAUUACGUCCAAGUGCAAAGCAGGUAAUUGCUCGGUGUGCAUAAGUAGGAGAAAAACGCGGUCUUGCGCGGCUGGUGCCUCCAAAUGGGUUUUCAUCCUGAAUUCUGGAUGCGCAGUGUGUUAUCCAAGCUCCAUUCGGCAAAUUCUGCCGACUACCGGGUCUUUCUGCUGAGUCUUCACAAGAGCCGCAAGGAAUCCAAAAGCUUUCCAAACAUCACUUCUCAGACGUUCAGUAGAGAUAAUCUCCUCAAUCACAGUUGGUUUUGGUCGGAGUUUUCAGCCAUGAUGCUGCAGCUUUAGUGUCGGUUAGCUGUUUUGUAAGCAGAUCGCUACUGCAGAGGAAGACAUUCAUCACAGCAGCAAGAUUACGCCGGAAAGGCGAGGACGUGUUCGGCAGACGAGAACGUUUUAAAGCGCACAUAUUAAACUACGCCAACGUUUGUUUAUAGGCCUACUUUGGAACGCUAAUUUUCCGUUUGAAUGGAACAAUUUUGUAAUUCAAAUUAUGUUUGAAAACUGAAAUUCAUGCAGCCCUAGAAUAAAUACGUUUUUUAUUUAUGUUUUAUUUUUUAUUUUUUGUUGCAAAAUGCACUGUUUCUAAUACUGCACAAGAUGCAUGGUAAUUUGAAUUUGGGUUUAGCCUUGGGUUUCGGUGAGAGGGAGUAGGGCGGAAGCGACUGUUAAAAGUUUUACCAUUCCACAGUAAUGUUCUCGGAACGAAUUUGGCAGAAACAGCAUGCUGACACUGUUUCACUUUUCUGAAUCUCUAAAUCUCUACAGCUUUCCCUCUCCCACCUAUGCCAUUUAAUGAGUCAAACUAGAGAUGUUCACUUUACUGCUGCCCCCGAAGUCCAAUUACAGUGCGGGGUAUAAUUAUGUAAUUCUGCAAUGGGCUCAUCUCAGGCUCCACACGAGGGUAUGGAAGCUCAAGUCGUGAAUAUGAGCUGAGCUCUUCUCUAUAGCUACAGCUUAUCAACACUUGUGAUUUUUUUUUCUUUUUCCUGUAAACGAAACGAUUUUGUGCAAUUUCCUCCUCUUGCAUCAGAAUACUGUCGCGUCUUUAAAUUGUCCAAUUGUACGGUCAAUUUUAAAAGAAACAGUGCACAGCUAACACAGUGUCAACAUGGACAUGUGUCCCCAGUGUAAUUUAACAGUUCGUUAAGUCUAUAUUUUUUGGGAUGGGGACUAAUAGCCUUCUUUCUGUUUUGCUUGAUGUUUUAACAUUGUGCGUCUCCACAGGGCACCACAUUUGCAGUAUGUAAUUUGAGUUGGAGGAAGGGGGAAUUAUGCUAUAUUUAAAGAGAUAUGAUAUACAUGAAAACAAUAUGACAAAAAAGUUCUGAAAUGUAAAAAAGGACCUUAUGACAUGUUGUAAGAUGCAUUUUGAAUUCUCAUGAAGUUGUAUAACAUUGUAUAUAAAUCUGCAGAGGUCUUCAAUAUUUACCACAGAAUGCUAAAUAAAGCAUUGACCAGGA
Conger conger (European conger) is the source of this 7181-nucleotide messenger RNA. It is a transcript of the gene mid2, whose product is annotated as midline 2. Lineage: Eukaryota; Metazoa; Chordata; Actinopteri; Anguilliformes; Congridae. Gene Ontology annotation, molecular function: protein binding; zinc ion binding. The coding region runs from base 427 to 2586 and encodes 719 amino acids. The transcript has 12 exons. The record is from RefSeq and is a predicted model, not a curated record.